CAUCAAAGUGAUACCACAAAGAUAAUCACAUAGAGUUUUCUAUAGUUGUCAUCUCCAUUCCAAUUCUAGCAAAGAUAGGGACCAAAACUUUAAUUUUGUCUAUAUUUACAUAUGUAGAUUUGUAUUUCUCUCGUCGUGUAUUUUACCAUAUCAGGUCAUCUACUCAAAUACUUUGAAAAGAUAGAGUCGACCCAAAACUAAAGUUGGCAAAUUGCUACAGGAAGUGUUAGGAUCUCAACAAUCUAACAAGACUAGAGAGAAGACUGCGAGUGCGAAGAUGUUAUGGGGGGAUCCAACAUUGCCUCUAAAUAUUUGAAAUCAAGUCGAAAGGCACUCUCCCUUCUAGACCAACCAUGUCUUACAAGCUCCUACAUAAACCAAAUUCACGCCCACCUUAUCUGCUCAGGUUCCAUCUCCGACCCAUUCGCCGCCGGAAAACUUUUGUUCUCAUGCAUAACAUCGACCCACGCCGAUCUCCAACAUGCAUACACCGUAUUUCAAUCAAUACCUCAUCGAUCCACUUACAUAUGGAACACCAUGAUCAGAGCAUUUACCGAGCAGGGUAAAUCUCAACAUGCUAUAUCCUUGUUUAAGCGUAUGUUUGGUUGCGGGUUUUCACCCACUAAUCACACAUUUUCUUUCGUUCUUAGAGCUUGUGCUGAUCUUUCUGAACUUCAAUUAGGAUUGGUCUGUCAUGGCCAAGCAAUUAAAUUAGGGUGGGAAAGUUACGAUUUUGUUCAAAACGGGUUGAUUCAUUUAUACGCUGUGUGUAAUCAUUUAGACUAUUGUCGUAGACUGUUCGAUAGUAGCUCGGAUAGGGAUAUUAUCACAUGGACUGCAGUGAUCAAUGGGUAUGCCAAAUCAAGCCAAACAGAAGUUGCAAGACAACUGUUCGAUGAAAUGCCUAUGAAGAAUAACGUGUCUUGGAGUGUCAUGAUCAAUGGGUAUGUUCAAGUUGGGUUAUUUAAAGAAGCUCUUGAUCUAUUCAAUGACAUGUUGCAUUCUGGGUUCCACCCUAAUCGCUCAAGUAUCGUGCUUGCACUCUCUGCAUGUGGUUUUCUUGGUGCAUUAGAUCAAGGUAGAUGGAUUCAUACAUAUGUUAACAAAAAGAAGAUGAAUUUGGAUGUAAUCUUGGGUACAUCCCUUAUAGACAUGUACGCUAAAUGUGGUUGCAUUGAAUUAGCUUAUAUUGUAUUCGAAAACAUGACAUAUAGAGAUGUGUUUGCUUUUACUUCAUUGAUUUCUGGUCUAGCUAACAAUGGAGAAAGCAAAAAAGCAAUAGCAUUGCUCACAAGGAUGAACACAGAAGGGGUUAAACCAAAUGAGAUCACAUUCAUCUGUGUUCUAAAUGCAUGUAGUCGAAUGGGAUUAGUAAAAGAAGGUUUAAGAGUUUUUGAAAUGAUGAGUGAAGUUUAUGGGAUUGAGCCUAGUGUGAAGCAUUACGGGUGUUUGGUUGAUCUUCUCGGUGGAGCUGGGAUGCUAGAAGAGGCUAAAAGUGUUGUGACUAAAAUGCCCAUGGAGCCUGAUUCUUAUGUGUUGGGUGCAUUACUGAAUGCAUGUAGGGUUCAUGGGAAUGUGGAAUUGGGUAAGGAAAUGGUGGAGGGUUUGGUGGAAAGGGGUCUUGAUUUUAGUGGAGUUCAUGUUCUUCUUUCGAAUAUUUAUGCAUCUGUUGAUGAAUGGGGGUAUGUGGAAAGUGUAAGGAAGAAGAUGGAAGAUGAGAAGGUGAAAAAGGAGGUUGGGUGUAGUUUGAUUGAAGUGGAGGGUGUGGUGUGUGAAUUUGUUGCAGGAAAUAAAGUGGUUGUGGAGGAGAUUGAAUUGGUGUCAUUAGGAAUUGACAAGCACUUGAGAUCCUAUUGGAUUGAUACUUGAUAUAAUGAAAUAUAAUGUGUGGUUGAAAGUUAUAGAUAGACUUAUAGCCAUAGGUAAGUAAAGCAAGCACUCAUUCUUAUCCUUUUCUAUUUGUUGUAUGAAAUUUGAACCAAUUGUGUUUGAA
This is a messenger RNA of Lactuca sativa (garden lettuce), 1993 nucleotides long. Its product is annotated as pentatricopeptide repeat-containing protein At5g66520. The record is from RefSeq and is a predicted model, not a curated record. Gene Ontology annotation, molecular function: protein binding; RNA binding. Gene Ontology annotation, biological process: RNA modification. Lineage: Eukaryota; Viridiplantae; Streptophyta; Magnoliopsida; Asterales; Asteraceae.